UCGUGGCUAUGGCGCCACAGCUAUGGCGCGCGCGCGAGGUAAUGUGGAGGAUAUUGAUGUGGAAUUGACUUGGCAUAGCUAAGGUAUGUCGGGAUCUCGCCUGGUUCCCUUGGAAUCUGCCACAUCUCAUCGCAAUUGCUUCUCAAAUUCCCCCUUCUCGCUUCUUCUUCCUUGAAUUUCCUUUCUCGCGGUGGAAAUUUUCUUCCCCGCUUUUGAUCUGAGAAAGGAUGUAUGGCUAUGGCUGUACGAGGAUAGGGGAGGCCCUGCCCUUACGGGUGCGCUCACGGGGCGGGCCUCCAAAUCGAGUGGAAUAAAAUCGGCUCUUUGUGUCGUGGGAGGGCCGCCAGAGUGAGAAUUGGUGCUUGGCGGCCCUCCCCCUUGGUGUCGUGUGUCGCCCACUCUCUCUUUUCCCCAGUGGUUCCAUGGCUCUGGCCGGAUCAAGCAAGGAGUUGGGCGAUCUGGAACUUGGGCGAGUUCUAGAAUUGAUCUAACGAACUUGGGCGAGUUCUAGAGUGGAUCUAGAAUCGUUUUGAAGCAGCGAGGACAUCUUUCGCGUGGAAUGGAGAAGGGGAGCGUUAGAUCCACUGGCCUCUUCGAUCGAUCGGUGGGGAUUGCGAAAGCAAAGACUUUGACCAAAAUCUCGGCCAGAGAACCAAAGUUUGACCUUUCAACCAUUAGAAAAUAAAAAUCUGAGAUGCUUUCAAUCUUGGCCGUCGGCGCCCGUGAACCGCGGAUAGUGACAGUUGGUAUCAGACGGUUGCGAUUUCGCGCCGGGAAGAGACGCGCAAACAAAAUGGAAGAGAAAAGAAAGAGAAGAGCGAUGCGAUGAAGAUGAUAGCAUUGGCAUGCCACGAGAAGAAUGCCAAUCACAGCAGCAGCAUGGUGGAUCGUUACUGGACAUCGUCGCUCGUGAUCUGCCCCUUCGUCGACUUCGCAUUGGCCUGCCUCGUCCUGGCGAUGGCGACGCUGUUCCUCGUCUCGAGAAUGACGCAGCUUUGCAGCAGCCUGGCCUCGUGCUGGUCGGGAACAACAGCCGCGGAAGAACACGAUCGCUGCCAAGAGCACCACUCGUUGUCCCAGGACAAUGAUCACCUGCAGCAACAAGUUACUCGCUACGAAUCGCAGGAGAGCACGCGAAGUUGUCUCACCUGUGAUCGAAGCGGAAGGCUGGAGGGGAUUUGUAUCAGCUGCAUCAUGCGGGUGCUGGGACCUCGAGCGCAGGAAUCCAGCGGCGGGAGUGGUGGGUUGUUCUUGCAGGAGAUCAUGAUGGACGCGGCGGCAGCGGCAGAUGGUAGGAACCUGGUCACUGUUUCAUCUGCUCCGGUUUGUUCGUCGAGCGAUGGCUUAAGGCGGCACGUAGAACUGCUGGUGGACAAGCUCCAGCUGAGGAUCACGUCGUGUCCGCCGGAUCGAGAGCAGCAGAAAGAGGCUCCUUCUCGGACUUCUUCUCGAGCUUCUCCUUCUCGGUCUUCUCCUUCUCGUUGCGAGUGCUUGAGGCGGGAGGGAGAUGGCAAGGAGAGGUGUGACUGCUCAAAAGGCCCUGUUUGCAAGGGAGCUUGCGAGUGCUGGAGGACGCGGGAGCGGGAAGACCAUGGCGAGAGCUUGGAUCCACACCAAGACGAGAGCUUUUCAUCGACUGGUGAUCGUCCCGCCAAUGCGGAAAUCCACCAGGAACAGGAAGUUGACGGAAAGGAGGCAUUGAAAGGUGAGAGGGAGGAGAUCGAGAGCCUCUACUACGAGCUGGAGCAAGAGAGGAACGCGGCGGCGGUGGCUGCCAAUGAGAGCAUGGCCAUGAUCACGAGACUCCAGGAAGAAAAGGCGUGCUUGCUCAUGGAGGCGCGGCAGUACCAAAGGAUGGUGGAGGAGAAGGCUUUCCACGACCACAAGGCGAUCACUAUACUCAAGGAGAUGCUGCUCAAGAGGGAGGCCGAGAAGACGGUGCUGGAGGAGGAGAUUGAGAUCUACAGGCGAUCGAGCAGGAGUGGCAAUGGGCAAGAGCACAGGGAGGAGGAGGCCCCGGGUGGUGGUGGAAGUGGCGGCGAGAAGAGGAAGAGCUCGAGCGAGGAGGAGACGUCUGCCACCAUCAAGGCCGUGGAGGAAGAGCGUCUCUCGGUGCUGGAGCGAGUAAAGAGGCUGGAGCAGCAGCUCCAGCUCUUGCGAGGGAACGAGAGCACUCACCCGGGCCACCGAAGAUCAUCCAGGGCCGGAUAGCAUCGAUCGAAAGUCCUGGAGAGAAAAUUUUCCUCGUCAGGAAGGAAUGCUAUGGAAUUUCUUGCUUACCCGGAAAGAAGGCUCUCGGUAGAGAUCGUCCGGAAGGAAUGCUAUGGAAUUUCUUGCUUGCCUGGAAA
Messenger RNA from Selaginella moellendorffii, 2348 nucleotides. RefSeq lists its product as uncharacterized. The transcript has 2 exons. The record is from RefSeq and is a predicted model, not a curated record. Bases 826 to 2211 code for a protein of 461 amino acids. NCBI's taxonomy places the organism in Eukaryota, Viridiplantae, Streptophyta, Lycopodiopsida, Selaginellales, Selaginellaceae. Gene Ontology annotation, molecular function: myosin binding.